This is a messenger RNA of Acipenser ruthenus (sterlet), 2203 nucleotides long. RefSeq names its product actin-related protein 3B. Gene Ontology annotation, cellular component: actin cortical patch. Lineage: Eukaryota; Metazoa; Chordata; Actinopteri; Acipenseriformes; Acipenseridae. Gene Ontology annotation, molecular function: actin filament binding. Bases 168 to 1424 code for a protein of 418 amino acids. The transcript has 12 exons. The record is from RefSeq and is a predicted model, not a curated record.
ACUUUGCCUUUGACUCGGGAAGUGUUCAGGCUGGUAUAACGGUCUGUGUGGUUAGCAGGCACAGCACCGUUACUGCGAUCUCUUUCUUUUUCAGAUUUCUAGACCGUUUUACUAACAGUCUAUUCAUGAUGUUUUAGGGAGAGGCGUUUCGUUAGUUCAUCCAGACCAUGGCAGUGCACUUACCUCCUUGUGUUGUAGACUGUGGAACUGGAUACACUAAAAUUGGCUAUGCUGGUAACACUGAGCCGCAGUUCAUAAUACCAUCAUGUAUUGCCAUCAAAGAGUCAGCAAAAGUUGGCGACCAGGCACACAGAAGGUUGAUGCAGGGAGUGGAUGAUUUAGACUUUUUUAUUGGAGAUGAAGCUAUAGAUAAGCCAACUUACGCAACAAAGUGGCCAAUAAGACAUGGUAUAAUUGAAGAUUGGGAUUUGAUGGAAAAGUUUAUGGAACAAGUAAUAUUUAAAUAUCUACGAGCUGAACCAGAAGACCAUUUUUUUCUAAUGACAGAGCCUCCUCUGAACCCUCCAGAGCACAGAGAAUACCUGGCAGAAAUCAUGUUUGAAUCGUUUAAUGUACCAGGCUUGUACAUUGCUGUGCAGGCCGUUUUGGCUUUAGCAGCGUCCUGGACUUCAAGGCAAGUUGGUGCGCGGACACUUACAGGAGUUGUCAUAGACAGCGGGGAUGGUGUUACUCAUGCAAUUCCAGUGGCAGAAGGUUAUGUCAUUGGGAGCUGCAUAAAGCACAUCCCCAUUGCAGGCAGAGAUAUCACAUAUUUUAUUCAGCAGCUCCUGAGAGAGAGGGAGAUAGGCAUUCCUCCUGAACAGUCAUUAGAAACAGCAAAGGCAAUCAAGGAAAGGUAUUCCUACAUCUGCCCAGAUAUCGUUAAAGAGUUUUCGAAAUAUGACGCAGAUCCUGAUAAAUGGAUCAAGAAAUACAAAGGUAUUAAUGCUAUCAACAAAAGGGAAUUUCUAAUAGAUGUUGGAUAUGAGAGGUUCCUUGGGCCUGAGAUCUUCUUUCAUCCAGAGUUUGCCAACCCUGAUUUUAUGCAGCCCAUUUCAGACGUAGUUGAUGAAGUAAUACAGUAUUGCCCUAUAGACGUCAGACGGCCAUUAUACAAGAAUAUAGUCCUUUCAGGAGGAUCCACAAUGUUCAGGGACUUCGGACGACGUUUACAGAGGGAUCUGAAGAGAGUGGUAGAUGCGAGGUUAAAACUUAGUGCCGAGUUAAGUGGUGGCAGGAUAAAGCCCAAACCAAUUGAAGUUCAAGUGAUAACACAUCACAUGCAGCGUUAUGCAGUGUGGUUUGGAGGAUCCAUGCUGGCUUCAACACCUGAGUUUUUCCAAGUGUGCCACACUAAGAAGGAUUAUGAAGAAUACGGUCCCAGUAUCUGUCGCCACAAUGCUGUUUUUGGAGUCAUGUCAUAAUGUUUGCCUUUCAGUAUUUAAACCCCAUAGGAUAAAUAGCACAGACAGAGCGAUAUUUACUACUGCAGGAACUUGAAAUGCUGAUGGGGAGCUGGGAAGCUCCUCCUGCAGUCAGAGCCUUUUCAAGUGAAGCCAUUAUGUGCUGCCUGUUUUCCAGGAUCUCUUUAUCGUCCUUUGUAACCAGCAGAGCAUAUUAGAGUUGUGAAAAGGUUAAUUUACUAUUUAAAUAUUUGAGGUCUGAAUGAGGAGGAAGAAAUAAAAAAAAAAACAAUCAAAUCAAAUAAAGCAGGGAGUGCUUUAAUAUUGUAUAUACAGCGAGUCCUAAUCCUUAACAUGCACAACAGAUUUGUGUUUAUAUUUCAUAGCAUUUUAUAUUGCAUAACGACUGACAGAAUUAUCAGCAUUGGAAUGGUACUUCAGGGGUGCGGUGGGGUUUUGAAACCAAAAAAGUGUCUAGUUUAAGUUCUGAAGCAUGUGAAUAUUUAGUAGGUUUUAAUUUAUCUUUCAAAUGAUUUUGUUUAAUCGAUGCUUUGCAGACUGUUACUGUAUAAUGCUAUUUUUCAGAAACGUACGUGUGUGUGUGUGUGUAUAUAUAUAUAUAUAUAUAGAGAGAGAGAGAGAGGAAUGUAACUUUUAUUUAUCAGUGCUGUGCAAUCUGUUUGGAUUUUUCGUUAAUCUAUAACAAUAAAGCAAGUAAGUUAGUACUUGGAGGUUGCUUGCUGACUGGAGGCUGUAACAGCUAUCUUGGACUGUUGUUAAUAAAGGCCCUUCACAUAUUC